Rotaria sordida is the source of this 316-nucleotide messenger RNA. NCBI's taxonomy places the organism in Eukaryota, Metazoa, Rotifera, Eurotatoria, Philodinida, Philodinidae. The record is from the annotation of a GenBank genome assembly.
AUGUCAACAGAAUCAUCAAUUAAUAUUAAACUUCGACUUUAUUAUUUUAAUUGUCGUGGACGUGUUCAAGCUGUUCGUUAUAUGCUAGAAGAUAUUGCAUAUAUACAUAAAAAUGUUGAUUAUAAAGAAGAUUUUGAAUUACUUGAAAAACGAGAUGAAAUAUGGUCACAACAUAAGACUAAUGAAACUAUUUCAGGUCCAUUUCAUAAUUUACCUGUACUUCAUUGGAAUGAUACAGAUACUUUUGCUCAAACUUUAACAAUAGGUUUGUUUCAAUAAUUAAAAAUAAAAUUCUUUCUAUUUUCCUUUUUAUAGG